UCUCGCGAGAAACUCACUUGGACAAACUGACCAAGAAGUGUAAGUACGAGAAACGUCGGAAGAAGCUGCCUUGCCAGAAGCUGCUUCUUUUCCACAACUCAUCAAGAACAAGCUGUAGAAUGGAUCGCUCACACCGAGACUCCCAGAGCGGUUUAGAGACGGCAAUGGUGGAUCAAGCGCAAGCUUCCACGACAAGAAUAGCUCCAGAAAAUCGUCCGCUUCUAGCCCAGGAAGACAUGAUCUUAAGGGUUGAAGCAUUUCGUUUCUGCAUGCUUUUUUCGCUUCGCGUUGGUAGUUGAAAAAUCAAAGCACUAAAUAAAACAACCGGUUCGUUUUUACCUCUAGCGUGUAGCCCUUCCAACAACCUUUAAUGAUGUAUCCCAGCCUGGAUGUUGGAGGCGCAGACGCAGGACGAACGUCUCCCGAACUGCCACGAUCUCGGAAUGUAUCUAGGACUCGGACUAUGAGUGGAGGCAGCCUGUGUGGGAAGAUAGCGGCUCCGUACCGAAGUGAUAGUAAGAUGGUCUUUGAGGAACAACUACACGACGAGGCGGAGGAAGAUGAUGCAAGAAGUGGGUCGAGACAAAGAAGUCGGUACGACUGUGGCGAGGAAAGUAAGACGUCGGAAGAAGGACAUCAGGUGUCACAAACCACUUCGACAACGGCUUAUGGAAGAAAUGAUUUCUUACUUUCUGGUGAGUCCUAGUAGAAAUUUGAACCAUGGUGAAUUUACGAUCACUUUAUCAAUAUCAUCAUCACCUUGAUUAUAGGUUUCUUGCGCUUUUUUAGGUGCAGCUCCCAAAAUGUCAUCGCGUUUCUAAUGACAGCCAACUGCAGCCCCAACACUAGCUUUUUCGCUUGGCUUGGUAGUCCUGUAUGCCUUAUCAGAUACCGGCAAACUGAUAACGCAAAGCUGGUAUUAAGGCUUCCCCUAAUCCAUCUUCGGAAGCAUCCUCAGCUGUGUUUUCAAACGGAAAAAGCGCCCAGGUUGAGAUGGAUUAGGGUGAGCGCUAAUGGUACGUCUCCAGUGACCCGCGUCUCAACGUGCACUCCCUAAACAUGACAGCGAAGCUGUUCGAUGUUAUUCUUUCGCUCCUCCUGGCGCCGCUUCUAUACGGAUGCGAUUUCGCCUUCCGGGAGUUGUUUAAUUGGCAGGAAAUAGUUGCAAACGCGCUUCCGAGUCUUGGACUGGCGCUCACCCAAGCCUUGCACAUGAUCCAGCUUUUCUUCGUUACUUAUGACUGCAGAAUCUCGUAAAGUUCUCUCGUAUAAGCUAAAACGAGAGCCGACGUUUGUCAUUUUGCCUUCUUGCAGCACGGCGUGAUGGGUUUUGUUCUGUCAUGUCUUGGCCUAGAGAUGGGCGUAGACGGGGGCGCUUGUCUUUGUCUCUGCGCCAUCAAGUCCCUCAGCAUUUUUUGGAUCAUCAACCCAAGCCUUGCACAGGAUCCAGCUCUUCUCAGAAUGAAAUAGCCUUGCACAUGAAUGCAGAAUCUCAAUGAAUAGCAUAAAAUUCUCCACGUCGGCUAUCAGGAAGGUUUCACAUAUCUCGUUGCAUGCACGGCAUGUGAUGCUGCAGAAGAAGUUACUUGUGCAUUUAGGAGCCUCUUGCCAGGCACAUCAAUCAAUCAAUCAAUCAAUCAAUCAAUAUCGCUUCGACGAAGCAUAGAUCAUUCGGCAACCAAGAACUUGCCUUUCCUUCUUCUCCUUCUUCAUACUUUUGCGGGUGAGACGAUCAUUGGCCAGUUGCGGAUUCCGUUGACUGCCUUGGCAAGUCGAUACGUACUGAAGAAAGCCUACUCCUGGGCUCAGUGGAUGCCUUUAAUUGUCAUAACGUGUGCGGUGCUACUUUUUCAGUUGACGAAACUGAAUGUGAAACGAGAUGAGGAUCAGAAGAAUUUACUCUACGGCUCGUGCAUCGGGUUCGCAUCCUGCCUCUUCGCAGUCCUCAGUUUCCUUUAUCGCGAAGGGUUGAUGAAAGCGCGCAACAAAACCCCCUUCGUCAUACAAAACUUUCUUAUGGAAACUGAACUUUGGUCUAUCACGCCACUUAUCUUGUACUUUUUAGCAGCGACGAGGAUCAGGGUCAACAGAAUCGAAUAGUUCAUAUUUAUCCCAAGUUGAUUGUCACACGUAUUCAGAUGAGCACGCGGUCAUUUUGCCCACGUCACUCUAAGUUGCAAUUCAACAUUACGAUGGUGAUAUGGCAUCUGACGCUGGGGUUACUUGUAUUUCCACAAGUUGGCAAGUUGCUUUGUCUGUUCGGCAAACCUAAAGAAGGUAAGACGAACGACGUUUUCACCUACGGGGCUCUGUUUCAGUGCCGGAGCAGCUGGGAGACCAGAUUCGAGGAUCUCAAAGAGCAUGUACUCAUAUUCUUGAAGAUCUAGGACCUCAGAUCCUGUGACAAGUCAUCCCCAAACAAGUGACCUACCUUGGCUGAUGUUGAAAAGUCAGAAAAGGCCUCCUAGAUAACCCCUGAUGCUGAAGAUCCUGGAGAAUCGUCAAGCUUAUUUGUUUCCCACACUCAUCCACCGCAGUUUGAUUUGCUGAACAACGGUGAGGAGGGAGGAUUCGAGAAUCUGACGGAAGUUUAUCUCAAGACGCGGCUAUCGCAAGCGGCCAGUAGCGUGAACGAGAUUCAAAGUCGAGUCCACGAUCUAGAGCAUGCGUCAAAUCUCUCUCUGCGAG
Amoebophrya sp. A25 is the source of this 2688-nucleotide messenger RNA. The record is from the annotation of a GenBank genome assembly. Lineage: Eukaryota; Dinophyceae; Syndiniales; Amoebophryaceae.